Molecule: messenger RNA, 591 nt
Organism: Cajanus cajan (pigeon pea)
Lineage: Eukaryota; Viridiplantae; Streptophyta; Magnoliopsida; Fabales; Fabaceae
Source: RefSeq, a predicted model, not a curated record
AUGGGGAUUGUAUUGGAGUCAGGAGUUGCACCUGCACCGGCACCAACACCAUUGCUGUCUCCAUCAGAAGCAAAUGCUAUACUUAACAGUGGAUGGUGGGAUCUAUCCAAGAUAGAUGCCUACUCCUCUAUUUGUACAUGGGUUGGUAUAACUUGCAACGAGGAUGGAAGCAUAACUGCAAUCAUAGAUCCAUAUGUUUCAUCAGGGAAUUUAGCAACACUAGACUUUUCUGCUUUCAAGAAUUUAGAAAGCAUAAAGGUCACGGGAAGUGGACUAUAUGGAACCAUCCCACCUGAAAUUGGUAAUCUCAGAAAACUCACUCAUCUUGAUUUGUCCUACAAUUAUCUUCAAGGGGAGAUACCUCCUUCACUGGGAAAUCUUAUCAAAUUAGAGUCCCUAACCAUCUAUAGCAACAACAUUCAAGGCUCCAUUCCUCGUGAACUGUUGUUCCUGCAAAAUCUUAAUGAAUUAGAUCUAAGUUACAACUACAUUAGUGGUGAAAUACCACCAGAGCUUGGACAUUUGCUAUCCUUAAAAAUUCUUAAUCUACGCUACAAUCAUUUGAAGGGUCCUGUUACAAUAUGUAAAUAG